Molecule: messenger RNA, 1029 nt
Organism: Heterobasidion irregulare TC 32-1
Lineage: Eukaryota; Fungi; Basidiomycota; Agaricomycetes; Russulales; Bondarzewiaceae
Product: Esterase/lipase/thioesterase
Exons: 4
Source: RefSeq, a predicted model, not a curated record
GCGAAACGCUCGUUUCUCAACGCGCAAACCCGAAUAGCUAUGCUGUCCAACAAAGCGUGGUGGUCGUACCAGCAGAAUGAGCGUAGGACAGCGCUUAGACAGAGCAAAAGGGCGUUGACAAACAUCCUUAUGGUAACUCGAUUGGUGGAUGCAGCCAUCAUGUAGUUGGACAUUGACAGAUGGGCGGUGAGCAUGUUGGGGUCACUGUCAUUUAUAAACGUUAGUACGUGCGUUGUUUCACCCGCUCCUUGCUUUUGAAUUCUCCCCCGAACACUUCCAGAUUCACUCUGCAUAAUGCCUUUCGAUUCUCUUGUGGUCAAUCAAUCCGACGCCAAGCUAUCUUAUAUAGAUAGUGGUGCACCUUCAAUGCAAUCACCCUACACCACUAUCUUCGCUUUUCAUGGCUUGGGCUAUACACACGCGAUAUUUCAGAAAGUGUUAUCCAUUGCUGUUGAUAAAGGCAUCCGCUUUGUGGCUAUCAGUCGUCGCUCCUACCCUGGAUCCACACCUUUUACGGCCGAUGAGCUUGAUGUUAUACUGAACGGCAGCAACGAGCAAAAGAGCGCGUGGAUGGAGGCUCGCGGCCAUGAGACUGCCACCUUCAUCAACGCUUUCAUUGAGAAUCACAACCUGCCUGCCAUCUCCGAUGACGGCAAUUCAGGCGGCGUUGUUAUCCUCGGUUGGUCACUCGGCUCCUACGUAUGCACCACUGCCUUGUCCAAUGCCGACACACUUCCUGUUGAUAUACGCCAACGUCUCGGACGCUACAUCCGGGCGCUCAUCCUACAGGAACCAGUCCCUCUGGCAUUCGGAUUCCCCAUGCCUGCGAGGGACUGGACACCUAUGGCAGAUAACAAUAUCCCUGUCGAGGAUCGUUAUCCCUUAUGGAGACAGUGGAUGACCUCAUAUUUCGAACACGGAGACCUCUCAAAGCGCAAUAUUGACCUCCUUUCCUAUAUCGUUCCAUCUACAGUCCGUGUGCCUACGAUCUUCAACAUGUCUAAAGCCCAAUUCAAUGAUAUCGUGUAC